Messenger RNA from Rosa rugosa (rugosa rose), 2859 nucleotides. RefSeq names its product S-type anion channel SLAH2-like. The transcript has 6 exons. The record is from RefSeq and is a predicted model, not a curated record. Bases 735 to 2495 code for a protein of 586 amino acids. Gene Ontology annotation, molecular function: voltage-gated monoatomic anion channel activity. Gene Ontology annotation, biological process: transmembrane transport; intracellular monoatomic ion homeostasis. Lineage: Eukaryota; Viridiplantae; Streptophyta; Magnoliopsida; Rosales; Rosaceae. Gene Ontology annotation, cellular component: membrane.
AUCUGCAUAAUUGAUUAAUAUAUAUUAUGGUUAGCGUAAGUUUGAGCAAUCAAUUAUGGUUGGCAUAAUUGAUCUUGUUGCGGCAUUAUUCGUAUACCCUGAUUUUUGCAGAAUUUUCAUCCCAUAUUUGACUUAUCUAUACUGUCUCCUCACAAUAUGUCAUUUUAAUCGCUUUCUCUUGAAAUUUAAGGGUGUGUGUUUACUCAAUGAAAUUGAUAAUGCUCAAGUUAUAUGACGUACAUAAGGUGUUCGAUGAAAUGCAUCAAGUUAGUAACUUAGUAUGAAUGUGUAAUUUCAUUUACUUGUUUAUCAUGUUCUCGUAGUGACAAAUUUCUAAUUCUGCCACAAUUCUCCUCAGUUGUUUUUUGUUUUUGUUUUGUUUUGUUUUUUUUUUUUUUCUAGGAUGGUAGUUUUAUUUUGUUUAAUUUCUGUGUCCAAUCCCACUUGGUAGCUGAAGGAUAGCUCUUGUAAUUGUGCUGCUCUUUGUUCUUCUUCACCCCUGUAUUUGUCUAUAUAUAUGGUCUUUAUUCUGUACUUUCUUCGAUACUCAUCUGCUCCAAAGAGAAUCAGACACUCAUACACACAUACAGUACACACUGCCUAGUUGAUCGAACCUGGUUUUCUGCAAUUUCCUGAGAAGUUAGUGCCCAAAUUUUCUUCUGGUAUUGUUCAUCUUCUUUCGAGCUGCAAACUUUUAGUGAUCGAAAACAGGAAAACCAUGGGGUCUGAAGAACAUGUUUGCCUUCAAAUUCCAUCUCCUAUCAAAUACAUAUCAUCAAAUGAAGUGGCCGGUUCGGUUUGAUAACGUUAAGGAGCAUACCUUUUUCAAUGACAAGCAUCAGCUAACUGACCCAUCAGCUAAGAAAACUGAGAUGGCUGCUAUGAUAUCUCUUAGCAUGCCACCAUCACCAACGGAAAUUCAGUUACAGAACACAAAAGAAGUGCCCUUCAGUCCUGAAACAUAUUUCAACAAUGGAAUUCCAGAUUCUAAUUCUGCCGCAACUAAGCGUGCUAGUAGCAGCCAACUACCGGAAGAAGCAGAAUUUCACUCUCAGCCCCAGUCAAAAAUCUCUGCAUUUGAAGAUCAGGCAAUUCAAAUAGGACAUUUUCCUUAUCAACCAAGUAUUGAAAGAUUGAAAGAUAAGAGGUUUGAUAAUUUCAAGACAUGGUCUGGGAAACUUGAAAGGCAGAUAUCACUAGCUUCACUACUACGGGGAAAGCCACCGCGAAAAAGUGAUCAACCAGAGAAUGCUUCUGUGCAAAGUACAGAUCAAGUUGACCCUUUACCUGCAGACAGAUACUUUGAUGCAUUGGAAGGACCUGAGUUGGACACCCUUAGGGCUUCAGAGGAAAUUCUGCUUCCAGAAGAUAAGAAGUGGCCAUUUCUUCUCCGGUAUCCCAUUUCUUCAUUUAGCAUCUGUCUUGGUGUUAGCAGCCAAGCUAUUUUGUGGAAAACCCUGCCUAUCUCUGCCUCCACAAAAUUUCUCCACUUGAGCUUAACACCAAAUUUGGUUCUCUGGUUCAUUUCUCUUGCUCUAUUAGUUAUUGUUGCUUGCAUCUACAUUCUUAAAAUCAUCUUCUACUUUGAAGCAGUUCGUCGUGAGUAUUACCAUCCAAUCCGAAUCAACUUCUUCUUUUCCCCAUUUAUAGCCCUCUUGUUCACAGCUCUUGGAGUCCCACCUUCAAUUUCUAACAACCUCCAUCCAGCUCUUUGGUACAUCCUCAUGGCACCAAUUCUAUGUCUUGAGCUUAAAAUCUAUGGGCAGUGGAUGUCAGGAGGCGACCGCCGGCUCUCAAAGGUGGCGAAUCCUGUGAACCAUCUCUCUAUUGUUGGCAACUUUGUUGGGGCAUUGCUAGGAGCAUCAAUGGGACUAAAAGAAGGACCAAUAUUCUUUUUUGCUGUUGGGUUGGCUCACUACACGGUCUUAUUUGUAACUUUGUACCAGAGACUACCAACAAAUGAGUCAGUAAUCCCAAAGGAACUCCAUCCUGUGUUCUUUCUGUUUGUUGCAGCACCUAGCGUAGCUUCAAUGGCAUGGGCAAGAAUCCAAGGCUCCUUUGAUUAUGGCUCGCGGAUUAGUUACUUCAUCGCCAUGUUCCUUUAUCUCUCAUUGGCAAUCCGAGUCAAUUUUUUCCGAGGAUUCAAGUUCUCACUGGCAUGGUGGGCAUACACUUUCCCAAUGACCGGUGCUGCCAUUGCAACCAUCAGGUACUCGAAUGAAGUGACGAAUGUAGCAACUCAAGCUUUGGCUGUCAUACUCUCUCUCAUUGCCACGCUCACAGUCAUGGCUCUCUUCAUAGUAACCCUAUUGCAUGCCUUUGUGCUCCGAGACCUCUUCCCCAAUGACAUUCCAAUUGCCAUUAGUGACAGAAACCCAAAUAAACCACACAGAAAGUGGUUCCAAUUAAAGCAGGAAAGCUCUUCGUAUCCCAAAGAGAUUGAGAAUUCCUUGAAGUCAACAACAGGCUCAGAGAAAAAGGAUUUGGAAAUUUGAAGAUUCCUCGAUCAAAACCACCAAACUCUCUUAUCUUUCUAGCUAGCUAGUCGAACAUGGGACCAUGGGCCAGUGUAUUCCAUGCACCUAUGUGCAACAACACUGACCAUGUGAUAGUCACGGCUGUUAAAAAGUGGGGUUUCUGUUAGUCCUAAAGGGGUUAGUGGUCAUAAGACAAAAAAGGUGAAACCGAGUAAAAAAUAAAUUUAACCAUGACCUCUGACCCCACGGGCGGACCCACCUCAUGCCCAAAUAAAGGAUAUUGCCGUCGGCCUGUCACUUAAAACUUUACAUACUUAUGUUAAUUAAUAUACUUACAAAAUAUAUGCUAUGAAAAAAUUUAAUAAAAUUGAAAUUUAGAACA